UAUUCCUCACAAGAGAGAUUCAGAGAAAUGAGUGAGAAGAAGUAAAAAAAGGAGAAAGGAAAGAAGACAUGGAGGAGGAGAAAAAUCUCGAUCACGGCGGUAGCGGCGGCGGUGGUAUUGGUGAAAUUGGCGGAUAUUGGUGGUGGGGAUUAGCAAGUGCAGCUCAAUUAGCAAUAGGAAUAAGAUCAUACAGAAGAGGAUACAACGGAGAUGGAACAUUAAUGCCUUUCAAAGCUUUUGGUGUUGCUUUAAUAUUUCUUGGUUCUGGUGCUGCUGCUAUUACUGGAUUGCUCAAUCUCUCUGGUAUGCACAAGGUUGAAGAUUUCAAGAGAUUGGGUGCAAAUAUCAGGGGUGGUUUAGGAGUUCCCCCUAGAGAAACUCAGAAAUAGGUGUUUUUUUUUUCUUUUCUUUUUUUUUUUUUUUCUUUUUUUUUGUAAUUGUUGAAUUUUGGUAAUAAUUAAAUGUCUAAAUCUAAGGAUUAAUCGGAAGAGUUUGCCAUAUUGGUGUCAUAGUAGUUUCCUACACAUUGCUUGCUGUUACUGUAUUGUGUUUACUUUACUGAAUUGACUGCAUUAUCUGCUAUUUAGACUUUGGAGUGGAAAUCCACUGUGUAUUGUGCAAGAUGAUUCGCGCAUAGUGUGAAUAUUAAGACUGUAAUAAAGUUAGGAUUAGUGAAACAAUAAGAUAAUGCACAUUAUGUCCAUUUUUCUACCUGCUCCCAUAAAAAACUGCAUUUUGCAUUAUGAGUCUACUGCUGUUUUCAAACAGCCUGACCAGAUGGAGAAUUUCUUCGGAAUACUUGCCGACUUCUCUUCAAGACUUUUUUGAAAGUGGUUCUUUUUAGUGAAUUAAACUCUUUAAAUUGAGAGACUUGGUGACUUUUUACUUUUUUAGUUUUUAUUUAAGCCUUUGCUGGUGUUGUUCAGUGAGGAAUUUUAGGUUGGAAGUGAUGUAAAUUGGAAUAAUAGAAUUGACAUUUGAUGGUUCUUUUGUGAAGUCAAGUGUUGAAAUUGAGUCUUCAAGCCUCUGCAAGUGACCAAUGAUGGUGAAGUAUAGUUUGUAUGAAGCUGUACAGUCAGGGGAUAUUGAUCUUGUUAAAAAAUUGGUUGCUGUACUGGUGAUUAUCAUGAUAGUUAUCUUCUACUCUUACAAAUGAAGACCCAUAUCGAGAGUAACUUGCUUCAUGUUGCGGUGCAAUUCAACAAAGAAGUGUGUGUUGAAGAGAUUUGCAGAAGAUGCCCGUCGUUGUUAUUACAGCAGAACUUAGAGGGAGAUACACCUUUACAUAUUGCUGCAAGGAUGGGGUUAUCUGAUGUGGUCAGAGUUCUAUUUAACAGUGCUCGUCAAAUGAAUGGAGAAGAUGAUGUUGAAAAAGGAAUAGGACUCGAAUUAUUAGGAGAAGAAAGUACACGUUUUUUUAGCAGUGUUGCUGAAGUAAAUGAAGGGUAUUCGUCAUCUGUGUCAAUGACAAAAUUGCAGCAACUAGUGAGGUUGACCAAUAAUAAGAAAGACACGGCGCUUCACGAGGCACUGCGAAACCCAUCCUAUGGCGAAACAGUGAAGUUGUUAGCAGAAGCAGACCCAAGUUUUGCAUACUGUGGCAAUAAUGCUGGUGAAACCCCGCUUCACUUGGCAGUCCAGCAUGGGGAGUAUUUUCAAGUCAAAUUUAUCUUGAACAACUUGCCAAUCCCAUCUUGUAGUUCCCCUGGAGGAAGGACUGUAUUGCACAAUGCAAUACUUCGCCAUGUUGAUUCAGGUCUAAUGGACAUAGUAGACGUAUUGCUGGAAAAUAAGAGACAUCUAGUAAAAGAAGCAGACAGAGAUGGGCGUUCUGCACUUCACUAUGCUGCAUAUGAUGGCAAUGCAGAACUAGCUACAAAGCUGUUAGAUGUUGAUCCUUCAGCUGGAUAUAUAAAGGACAAAGAUGGCAUGACUGCUCUUCAUCAUGCUGCGGGAGGGAAUGAUAAUUCUACUUUACACCGCAGAAGUGAUAAAUUUAUUGAAAAUGUUAUUCAACGAUGUCCCGAUUCUUGGGAACUGCUAGAUAGUGAAGGCCGUAAUUUUCUUCAUGUUGCUGCUAAGAAUAGACGAUUCAGCACUAUCAAGUAUGUUUUCGAUAUGAAAUCAAAUUACAUGGCAAAUAAUCUUAUAUGUGGCAGGGAUAAGCAUGGAAACACACCAUGGGAUCUGUUUGUCAAAUCCAGAGGAGGUGUCAGUCACUGGCGCAAGGAUGCGUGUUAUAAUAUUUUUUUACAGGACCCUAGAGUGAUCAAGGUCGUCGGUUACAAAUACAGAUUCAUGGUUGAUCGGGUUGCAACUCACGACAGUACUCGGACUCAGAAUACUUCAAAAGAAAAAGACAAGGAACUAAGCAACGAUGAUAAAAUACCAAAGCAGAAAGAAAAAACAAGAGAAAAGUUAGAGAAUAUGAGCCAAAGCCAUAUGGUGGUGGUUACACUUAUAGCAACUGUUGCAUUUGCAGCUGGUUUUACAUUGCCAGGAGGCUACAGAAAUGAUGGACCAGAAGAGGGUAUGGCAACAUUAGCUAAAAAAUCAGCUUUUAUUGCUUUCAUGGUAUCGAACAGUUUAGCAAUGCUACUCUCCCUAUAUGCCCUCUUCAUUCACUUUUGGACUAGGUUCCAAACCGCCAUGCUAAACAAGUAUGAAUUAAUAUCAGUAGCUGUGCCAACACUUGCUUGUACAUUCUUUGCCAUUUUAGCAAUGGCAGUUGCAUUUGUGACAGGCACAUACACAGUUAUCAGCUGUUUUCCUGGGCUUGCCAUACCCCUGUGUGUACUGAGCUGCAGUUUCUUCGUUUUCGCUUUUAAUUUCCUCUACAUGUCAUACAGAUGGUUGGACGAAGAGGAUCGGAUUCCAUUUCUUAAGUUUGCUAUUACUAGGGUUACACGUGCAUUUUUCUUCCAUUCCUGAAAAGUUUGAAACAACAAUUUUGUGGGCUAAUGCAGAAAUUUCGUGGGCUGGUUGUUGACAGGAAUGAAUAAAACUUCAGUUG
Messenger RNA from Papaver somniferum (opium poppy), 3013 nucleotides. RefSeq names its product protein ACCELERATED CELL DEATH 6-like. The coding region runs from base 1153 to 2931 and encodes 592 amino acids. Gene Ontology annotation, molecular function: protein phosphatase regulator activity; protein phosphatase 1 binding. NCBI's taxonomy places the organism in Eukaryota, Viridiplantae, Streptophyta, Magnoliopsida, Ranunculales, Papaveraceae. The transcript is spliced from 4 exons. The record is from RefSeq and is a predicted model, not a curated record. Gene Ontology annotation, cellular component: plasma membrane.